Messenger RNA from Vitrella brassicaformis, 2478 nucleotides. The record is from the annotation of a GenBank genome assembly. Lineage: Eukaryota; Vitrellaceae.
ACAGCUCUGCCCCGUUUGCACCCACACCGUCGACCGCCAGAUCUUCCGGAGCAACGCCCUCUUCACUGUUCAGCCCGACACGUCGCCCACUGCCCGAGGAGGAGAAGGUCAUCGAGGCAUGUCAGAAGGACUUUCAGUCCAGGAGGGCGUAUUCUCCCUCGUGCUUUGGAAAGCACGAACGGACGCUCUCUCAUCUGCCCUCGACAGUGACGGCGUCCUUCGUUCCAUGCACACAAGGAGAUGGCAAUCUCAUCGCCACAUCGGCCCAUUCGCUGACUCGGCUGGUGAUGGGCACUAUGUCAGCGGGAGGGUGGUCGUGUCGCGAGUGGGUGUCCAAGAGCGUCUGACGUUUCGGUGGACGCCCUCACUGAUGCACGACAUCAAGACGGCGCUCGCCGAGCAGCCCCUCGACCCAGACAGAUACAUCUUCGCGGUCCCAGCCCCUCUGCCACCCCCACCAUCCUCUAACCAAGGUAGGUGUUGAGAGGGGCAGGGGGGGGAGAGAGAGUGCGUGAGGUCGUGGGAACUGCGAAUGCAGGCGUCCCUCUGUCUGUUUGUGUUUGUGUCUGUGUUGGCAGAUGAUGAUAUGGAGAUGACUGCCGCGCCACCCCCUCUUCUCUCGCCCUCCGAGUACGUCGCGGCCUGUGAGGAGGACUUUAAGACCAAGAGGGCCUCAGCUGCCAACACAGCGCUCUCCAGACUGCCCGACCACGUGACGGCGUCCUUCGUUCUCAUCUCGCAGCAGGACGGCAUCGUGCAGGCAACCGUGGGACCAUUCGCUGACUCGGCCGGCAACGACUACCACGUCAGGGGGAACGUGGUCGCGUCGCAGCGGGAGGACAACAGGCAGCUGACCUGUCGGUGGAUGGGGAAAUUCAAGAACAGGAUCAACAUGGCUCGAGCCGACCAGCCCCUCGACCCAGAUCAGCACACCUUCGGCAAAGACAACGAGGGCAGACGGGUCCUAUUGCGCAAGAAGAGAGAGGGUGGUAGGGGCAGAGGGGGUGGGGGAGGCGGUGGUGGUGGGGGUGGGGGUGGCAGCCGUCGUGCACCGAAGAGGAGGAGGUCUGCCCCCCCGAGAGAGCCCCAGGUCCCCAAGGACGCUCCGGCCUUCUUCAAGACGCGACACCCCCAUGCUCACUGCCCCAACAUCACCGACAUAGGCAAUCUGUGGGAUCAGAUUGACUGCCAGCUCCCGGACGGCUUCGGGGUGGACUCGGUUGAUCUCAAUGUGGCCAUUCGUGCGAUGCAGUCGAUCAAGAAACGGAAGGAGCAAGACGACUGCGAUCCCGAAGCGGCUGGAGCAAGACACAGACCCAACCCACGAGAGGUCAGGCGAUCUCUGUUUGUCGGCACUCAUGUCCGUUGUUCAACUGAUAUCGUGUCAUCCCUUCCUUUCAUGGCUGUGUCAGGUCUCUGGUGUUGACGAUUUCGCAACGUUUUGGGUGGAGGAGCAUCAAGAGUGCCUAGCGGAGGAGCGACUCGACAGCGAGCAGCUGGAGGCCGAGAUUCGCGAGGCAGCCUCUCGUGAGGUCUCUGCAGUCCAGGCACGGCUUGCGAGCAUGACAGCUUCUGUGUUCCAGCCCGAUGAGUUCCUCGAGCUCGUCGACGGGGCUCUGGUGGCCGUGUCAGCAGCGGACUAUGACCGCCUGUUGCCGAUCUGGCAAGAUAGCAUCAGACAGGCAAUUUGUCUUCCGUAUCAGUACAACUUCAUCGCUUUCCAGCCCGCCCGGCAGCCAGGUGCCUCAUCGGCGCGUCGCCGGCCGCGUGGGGGCGGUGGAGGCCGGCGCGAGAGCCGGCCAUAUGAUGGCAUGUCCAUGUCGUAUCGGGGACCAGUGGCCAGGUACGGGAAUGCAAAAUCAGGUCAUACAAUGCACCUUCUUCUGUCCUCGCUUGUGAGUGCAGGUGGUGGACAGGCCAUAUGCCUGGCAUAUGGAAGGCAUUCGAGGCCUUCGUUGGAUUGGUGGAGCUGGAGAAGCUGAACGUGGUCCGCGCGCCCAACAACGAGGAGCCCGUCCGCAUUCCCAUGCCCCUCAUUGCGUCGCUUCCCAAAUGCCUCGACGCCCUCCGUGCCGCCAGCGUGGGUUUGAGCGUGUGGCUGCCUGUCGUGCUGCGGCAGGUGGCGGGUGAUUCUAUCCACGGCCUCGCUUGGAGGGACGGCAAGCGCCAGGUGCUGAGAGCAGAGGCUCUCGCCGGUCAUGCCGCUGUGCAGAGGCGCCUCUCGAUUGACGGCGCGGGUGUCGACGGCCCUCCGUCCAACGUCGUCCCGACUGGGCUGGACGUGGACAUGCUGGCGGGGGACGACCAGACGCGUGUGCAGAGUAUCGACAGUGUGAUAGCCGAUCUGGAGAGAGAGCAAAAGGCUUUGAGUAGUAUUGGAUGAGUUGGUCUGUUUAUUGUGGAUAGCGAUUUAUUGUUGUGGCCUGUACUUGAGCCCGACCAUCAUGACGAAACAGGAAGUGCGAGCUUAGCUGAGAG